AUGAUAAGCAUAAAGCAGAUUUCUGGAGAGUUGGCCUUCAACGGUCUUCAAGCAGCGGAGGGAGAAAAGAUUGUUUACGGUGAAGACGUCAAUGUCCAACAAACAGAAAAAUUAUUGAUAACCAUAGAGAAGUUCUUUAGGGGUUCCAUUCUAAUGGUACAGGUAGUGCUUCUUAUCAUCUGGUGGCGUAUAGCUUUCGUUAUUGCUCAACCAGGAUUUCUUAGCAUUAAUUGUGGCGGGAAAUCAAAUUACACAGAUGAAAACAAUAUAGAAUGGGUUCCCGAUGAUAAUUACAUAGAAGUGGGGCAGAAAGAAGAAAUUAAAAACUCUAGUUUGCCACUAUAUGAGCAAAGCCUUCGAGUCUUCCCACAGCCUCUCAAUAAGUCUUGCUAUAAACUGCCCAUAACCCGCAACGUACCUCAUCUUGUGAGAAUAUGGUUUUAUAAUGGCAAUUACAGUGGACAGCCAGAUUUGCCAAUCUUCAAAUUCUCAAUUGAAACUACAGGAAUGUUGGCCUUAAGAAACAUUUCAAACAGAAUUACACAGCACAACGUAUCGAGCGAGGGGAUUUUGGUUAGUUCUGGAGAUGUUUUGUUUAUUUGCUUGAUUAGAAUCUCUGAGAUCGUUAGUCCUUUUAUAACUGCUAUUGAGUUGAGAACUCUUCGACAAGGCAUGUAUCCUCAAGUUAAGCCCGGAACAAUGUUGCAAAUGGAAGCAAGAUAUGAUCCUGGUGGAAAUUCGACAAUCAGGUAUCCACAAGAUCAAUUCGACCGCCUUUGGAAUCCUCUAAAUAUACCAGGAGCGCAGAAUGUUAUGAUGCAGGAGACAAUCUCAACCGACGCCACCCAGGACCUUCCUCCAUCUGCCGUUAUGCAAACUGCUGCUGUUGCACCUGACGGCACGAAUAUAAUUGAUAUGACUUUUCCCCAAAUAAGUAAUCCUCUAGUGCUAAUGUAUUUUGCAGAGAUUGAAAUGGUUAACGCAUCUGAAUCAAGAAGUUUCAGGGUUCUUGAAGCUGAUGGUAAUAUGUUAGAAAACAUUAGUUUGGCAAGAAACUUUUCUGCAACAGAGGUAUCGUUCACAUUUGUGGGAACAAAUCUGUCUCUGUACAAUCUCCCGAAUUCCGGCUCCCCUCCUCUCAUCAACGCUUUCGAAUAUUACCAGCUAAUUACAACUGAACCAGCAACUUAUACAGGGGAUGCUGUUGCUCUAGCUUCUCUGAAACAACGGUUUCCAAUAAAUAAUUGGAUUUCAGAUCCUUGCUUCGGUCUUCCCUGGGAAGGAAUCCUGUGCAAUAACAGUAUCUCCUCUGUCAGAGUUUCGGAAAUCAACUUGUCCGGAAGGAAUCUGACAGGAUCCUUACCCACAGCUCUUGCUCAGAUGACUGAACUCAUUAACAUACUCAUAGACAACAAUAAUUUCAGUGGUGUAAUUGCUCAGAGAUUCCUGAAUCAGAUAUCAAUAACAUACAAAGGCAAUCCGUAUCUUAGUAUUCUCUCACAAAAUUCAACCCAAUCCAACUCAAAGAAGAGCAAUGUAGGAGUUAUCUCUGGAAUUAUAUCAGGCGGCAUCAUAAUAAUAAUUGUUAUUUUAGCUGUUAGUAUUGUUGUGUACCGAAGGAAAUUCAGAAGAAAAGACAUUGCCAAUAGAGACUCUAAAGGCAACGCUUCAGGGAGCAAAUCGGUAUAUCUUCAGGAUCCUGAUUACUCAAUGGUUUUGGUACCAAACCCAUCAAAAUCCCGUGCAUUUACCCUAGAAGAGAUGAUGAUAGCUACAAAAGAAUUUAGCUGUAAGAUCGGACAAGGUGGCUUUGGAUCUGUGUUCUGGGGUAAAUUGGAGGACGAAAAGCAAAUAGCAGUAAAAGUACUGUCAAGUUUCUCCAAUCAAGGAGCUUCAGAGUUUCUAAACGAGAUUGAUCUUCUGUCAAGAGUUCAUCACAAGAACUUGGUGUCUUUACUUGGUUACUGCAAUGAAUCCAGAGCAUUAAUGCUGGUAUACGAAUAUAUGCUUGGAGGGUCCCUAAAGGAUCACCUUUAUGGUACCAGUGCAGAGCAAUAUCCGAAUCUAGAUUGGAAAAACAGGCUUAACAUAGCUUUAGAUGCAGCGCGAGGAUUGGAAUACUUGCACGUAAGUUGCACCCCAAAAAUAAUUCACAGAGAUAUAAAGACUGCCAACAUCCUUCUAGACGACAAAUUAAAUGGGAAAUUGGCAGAUUUCGGUCUUUCAAGAGUAACAAUUGAUGGAGAGGCUUCUCAUGUGACAACUACUGUGAAGGGAACCGUUGGAUACCUAGAUCCAGAGUAUUUUAAGACAUAUAUGCUGACUGACAAGACUGAUAUCUAUAGUUUUGGGGUGAUUUUGUUAGAGAUCAUUUGUGGCAGGGCACCUGUAGAUGCAAAAGUUUCUAGUGAUGAAAUUAACCUUGUUAGAUGGGUCACACCGGUUUUGGAGAUGGCUGAAUAUCCUGAAAGAAUUGUAGAAAUAGUGGAUAAGCGAUUGGUUGACGAUUACAGCCUAAAAUCCAUUGCCCAUGUGGCGAAGCUAGCAAUUAGGUGUGUUGGAGAUAAACCAUCGUCAAGGCCUAGUGCAAGCGAAGUUCUGGUAGAGAUGAAAAUGGCUGUGCAAUAUCAUGCAUCAAGUGUGGACUUGUCCGAAGAGAUCGAUAUUGAUUAUCGAGAUUAG
Messenger RNA from Cryptomeria japonica (Japanese cedar), 2682 nucleotides. Its product is annotated as probable LRR receptor-like serine/threonine-protein kinase At4g29180. Gene Ontology annotation, biological process: protein phosphorylation. The record is from RefSeq and is a predicted model, not a curated record. Gene Ontology annotation, molecular function: ATP binding; protein kinase activity. Lineage: Eukaryota; Viridiplantae; Streptophyta; Pinopsida; Cupressales; Cupressaceae. The coding region runs from base 1 to 2682 and encodes 893 amino acids. The transcript has 14 exons.